Molecule: messenger RNA, 4839 nt
Organism: Anopheles moucheti
Lineage: Eukaryota; Metazoa; Arthropoda; Insecta; Diptera; Culicidae
Product: E3 ubiquitin-protein ligase RNF19A-like
Exons: 9
Coding region: 923-3697 (924 amino acids)
Biological process (GO): ubiquitin-dependent protein catabolic process; protein polyubiquitination; positive regulation of proteasomal ubiquitin-dependent protein catabolic process
Cellular component (GO): cytoplasm; ubiquitin ligase complex
Molecular function (GO): zinc ion binding; ubiquitin protein ligase activity; ubiquitin conjugating enzyme binding
Source: RefSeq, a predicted model, not a curated record
AACAAAUUUCCUCGCUGAGUGCAGUGCCUGGAGCGCAUGAAUGUGUGCGUGAUGCAAAGUGUUGAAUGUAGGCGUAGUGUAUAAUUUACCGUAAUCCCGAGCAAGCUGCCCUGCGAACCAAGCAGCAGCCAUCCUCAAGCAUCUCGUUUCACCGUGUAUCGGGAGUGGAAAAACAGCAGUUUUUACAGUGCAGCUCAAUUGCUGAAGCAUUUGUCCAGUGCAACGUUGUGGGUUUUAAGUGAAAAGGCAGCAAGUCCGACGUGCGAUCUGUGUUACGCUACCAUAGCAACAGGCGAGAACGCAAGGCUCUGGUAUUAUUAUUACCUAGCAAAAAAGAUGGUUGUGCAAGUUGUCAUGCCCACAAAUCUGUGAAUUAUCAUCGAAUAACGGAAGUUAUCUCUGGCAUCCAACAUUUUCCUGGCAGCAGGCAGCUCGAUUUUCCACCUGCGAAAUAUUUGCAUUAGUAGCUGUAUAAAGAUAUCGUUAUUACACUGGGAUUACAAAGAAACGUUAUCUUUGAAUACUUUUAAUAGCUUAAUACGCAGUGUAAAUGGACAAUUUUUUAUUCAUAGUGUGUAGUAGAAACAAAUUGAUAGAAUCGGAUAAGUGACGAAAGCGCUCCAGGCGUUUACUACAUUUCUGAGGAAUGUUUGUGUUGUUCUGAAUCAGCUCUUGUUUUGGCAACUUGCCUCACUAUUGAGUUGUGGAAUACAGGCACUAGGUUACUAUAAAAGGCAUCAGCAUAUUAGUCAUCAAUAAAUGCAACAAAUGCAUUGCAAAAUCAUCGUUACUGAGCUGAUGCACAAAAAACGCACUCACUAAUAUUAGAUAGAAACAUAGAUCUUCCAUCUGGAUCUGGGGUAUGUGUAUUUGAGUGACAUUUUCACCGCAGAGUGCAGCGGGUGUGUGUAAAUGCGACAAAAUGCGCGGUACAAGUCGAAAUACCUUCAACUUGAACUUCCCUCUGCGGCGAUUGUUGCUGCAAAGUGCAAGGGCAGCUCGCGGUAGCCCGCCGCUCGGUCAGAGGCUGUGCGACGCGGAAAAAGGAGGCAGCAACAGUGGAGGAAGCGGUGGACAUGGGAGCGGUUCCAAUGGGGGCGGAAAGCAUGAUAAGACUGGAUCUUCAGGCCAUAGCAGUAAUAAGCACAAUUCCGACGCAUCUUCGCAACAUUCGACAAACUCGCCGGGUAAUCUAGAUCGUGGGACAGCGAACUCGAAACUCACCCCUAGCAGCCACAAAUCAUCGCAUAGUCUGCAUAGUAAGGGAGGAAGUUCUAGUACGGCCGGGGGAGCCGGAACAAAUGCAUCGUCCACUGCCGGAAAAGUACCCGAUGAAUGUCCCUUAUGCUAUGACGUGUUACCCACUAGCGACGAGUACUAUCCACUGCUGAAUUGCAAACACUAUGCAUGUCGAGCGUGCCUGGAAAAUUAUCUAAUGAUCCAGAUCUCAGAAUCGCGCACGGAUAUCAGCUGUCCACAAUGCUCGGAUUCGAUGCACCCGACUGACAUACAAGCGCUUCUUAAGGCGUUCCCAACGGCCAUCACAAAGUAUGAGGAUUUUAUGGUUCGGCGGGUGCUGUUAUCUGAUCCAGAUUCUCGAUGGUGUCCAGGACCAGAUUGCACGUAUGCAGUUAUCGCUACCGGAUGUGCCUCCUGUCCUAGAAUAUGCUGUCAGCGGCCGGGAUGUGACGUUCAGUUCUGCUAUCAUUGCAAGGCAGAGUGGCAUCCCGACCAAACAUGCGAUGCGGCCCGCGCUUCCCGGCAAAGCCCAACGCGCGCCCUGUCCGGUAGUAUUAGAAAAAAUUCACAACAUAAAGACGAAAUUAAACCAUGUCCGCGUUGCCAGGUGCUUAUAGUGAAGAUGGAUGACGGUUCCUGCAAUCACAUGGUGUGUGCUAUCUGUGGUUCAGAGUUUUGCUGGCUGUGUAUGAAGGAAAUCAGCGAUCUUCACUAUCUGAGCCCUUCGGGAUGUACGUUCUGGGGUAAAAAACCAUGGUCACGAAAAAAGAAACUGCUUUGGCAGCUCGGAACCCUGGUGGGUGCCCCACUAGGAAUUGCUCUAGUGGCAGGAAUCGCCGUACCAGCGAUGAUUAUUGGAAUACCUGUCUGGGUUGGACGUAAGAUACAUACCCGGUACAAGUCAGCAGGCAAGCAUAAAAGAAAUUUCGCCGUUCUGGGAGGAGUGACGGCAUCGGUAAUUGUUUCGCCUGUCCUUGCUGGAUUAGCAGUUGCCAUUGGUGUGCCAAUACUGUUGUUUUAUGUGUACGGUGUUGUACCUGUCUCGCUUUGCCGGGCUGGUUGUGGCGAAGGAACAAAAUUUGAAUUUGACGAGGAAGAGGAUAACGGUUCCCGAAACCAUGACGCUGCCAGUGUGGAUGCGGUUUCACGCAUUGGAGCCACUAGCAUUGGAGAAGUUAGUCUUAGUGUGGCCAGCGGAAGCCAUCUCGGCGUUUCAAGCCAACACUCAGCAUAUGGUGCAACGAACCCGUCCACUACGGCCCUAGCUGGCAGCAUUACAGGACACCGUUUGGAGGUACAGGCUGAUGUGAGCACAUCGGAGACGGCCUCUGCGGUGACAUGUGUUAGUGAGAAAUCUGGCAACACGCUGAACGAUGCAGCCUCCACCAAGGCACUAGCCGGGUCAAUACUGAGUUACAAACAGCAAGCAGAAUCAAGUGCGUUCAGCGAAGAUGGCACUUCCGAAAGGGUACGUUUCGACAACACCGUGUCGUUCGUUAUUGACAGUAAGAAAGAUUCCUGUGAUUUCUUGUAUAGUAUCCCGCCGGAUCAGGACACAGCUGCAGAUAAGGCAAGUUUGGGCAGCGGACGAUCCUUUCGCAGCUCUGAACGUUCAUUCCGGGAUGACUUCGAUUCUACCAGUGUGUCUUCAGCGCAUAAGCGCAUCAAUUUUGGCAAGCUGAUUCCCAAGCUCAGCUCCAGUCAGCAUCGUAACCUUUCGGUAGACAGUACCACCGGUUCGUACAAUAUUCCGGAGAACGUCAGUCUGGAGCAGGAACUGGAGCAAGAGGAAACACUUACGGGUCAGCAUGUUGUAUCAUCCAGCUCCUCGUUAGCUGUGACAGCACCACAGCGCAACACAACACAAUCCCAGACAACAAUUUUAUCCGCAGGAGCAUCUGCACUACAGCAGAAAACACAGCCUGGAUCCCUUGAUCCGUCUCCCGAGUUCGCGGCACGACAUGCAAGUCUUGCUACGAAAUCGGCUACCGUUCCCACUGCGUCAAGCAGUAGCAGUUGCUCGUCAAACGAAGCAAUUAAUAGGGCAAUUUUGGUAGAAAAGCCAGCACUUUCAACAUUCAGUGCGGGGGUAUGUGCUACCGGUUAUACAGAGGCUGCCCAGAAUCAAAGAAACGAAUUGAAGCCAAUGCAAUCGUUAGAAUCACCUCCACUAUCCACAAGCUCCUUAAGUGAUCAUUCUACACAGGAACAGCCACCAAUUGGGCCUACAAAAUCACGCACUCACAUUCUGCGCAAUCUGUUCUUCUCGCUGCCGAAUACUUCGGAAUUGUCAGCUCCUACUGAGGCUACGGUCGAAUGCGGACAUGUUGGUACUACGGGUGCACGUACAAAAACAGCAUCCGCCCCGUUGACUUCACCACUGUCGCCAUCGUCAUCCUCCACUUCUUCCGCUUCCUCGAUGACACCCACAGGUUCUUCCUUGAACACACUUCCAUGAGCAGAGUACCGUCACAUACCAGAUGGCGCAAUUGGAUGAUUGUUGAAAAGAUAAUCAUAUUGCCAGGGAUGACAUGCAACAGGAAUGUGGUUUGAUAUGCAUUUGAAUUUCCAGAGGCCAUUUGGUGGUAAGCCUCAGGGCCACGGCGGUUACAAAAGAAUGCAGCAUUUAUGUUAAAAAUUGAAUUCUACAAAUCUGUAGACUAAACAGGCUUGCAAAUCGCAUAGAGUGUUCUAAGUGAGUGUAUGUAAACAUAACAGUUGUGACAGCAUGAAAAAUGCUUAAGUAAAAAAGUGGACUCACGCUUGCAGAAACUGAUUGAGUGGCGUACAAACGUGAUUUGAUGUCCGUUCAAUUGUCUGCUUGCAAACGACACUGUGGCCCCGAAGUUGUAUGCAUUUUGGCAUUAAGGUUAGCCUUUGCUUAAUUUUCGUUCAGCAAAUGGCGGUUUUGUUAGAACCUUGUUCUUAUUAUUAUUACCUACUACUGCCCCCUCGUAUGUACACAAAUUGAGGAAACGCAUAAAAAAAGAUAACACAAGACUGCAAAAUGCCAGAACAAAUACACGAUAUUCGUUUGUUGUGUUUGUUUAACAUGCCCAAAAAGGCUACACUUUCUUGACACGGAUUCCUACGAGGUGAGGCCACGACGAUUAAUCACGAAUCCUUGGACGAGGCUUCAUCAGUAAACAUAAUGAACGGAAUAUUGCGUAAGCAUCAGACAACGAGAAUGCGGAUUUAUUAUUAUGCCAAAUUCAGAAGGGCGCGUUUUAUGUUUGUUUUUAUUUUUUCUCUACUACAACAGCAGAGGAGAGAGAAUGAGAGACAAUAGAAAAAUGAUGUGAGAUCCGGAAGAUUGAAAAUUGUGUUAGGUAGCAAGAUGGUCAAGAGAAAAAUUAGUGUCAUGCGAAGAUAGUAAAUGAGGGAUACGAAGUUAAUGCUAUUUAAGCUAGGAGUUGAUUUAGGGAUAGAAAAGCAACACAAAUCCCUGUUCUUUUUAUCUAAUGGGGUCAAUAGUACUAAUUUUCUAUUUAAAUCAUGUUCGAAGUUCAUGAGAUAAUUCGUUUGAAACGUCUUUAUGGAGAAAUACGAAACCUGAAGUAUGCGCAUACGCAUAAAAUAUAGAAUUAAAUUAUCCCAUAA